Messenger RNA from Pogona vitticeps (central bearded dragon), 2287 nucleotides. It is a transcript of the gene NDRG3, whose product is annotated as NDRG family member 3. The record is from RefSeq and is a predicted model, not a curated record. Lineage: Eukaryota; Metazoa; Chordata; Lepidosauria; Squamata; Agamidae.
GCAGUGCGCUUGCGCAGUCGCUUCCCCACACAUGCUGGCAUUGUUGCUGCUGCUGCUGCUAGUAGAGGAGGCUGACCUGUAUGGUGUCUUGCGCGCGCGGUCGGAUUUUGUUUGACAGCAUACCUACAGCAUUCCCAUAAAACAUGGAUGAAUUGCAGGAUGUCCAGUUGACAGAGAUCAAGCCCCUUCUGAAUGAUAAGAAUUCAGCUGGGAACUUCCAAGACUUUGAUUGUCAGGAGCAUGAUAUUGAGACAGCCUAUGGUGUGGUUCAUGUCACUAUGAGGGGGUCAUCGAAGGGGAACAGACCCAUCAUCCUCACAUACCAUGAUAUUGGCCUCAACCAUAAAUCCUGUUUCAACACUUUCUUCAACUUUGAAGACAUGCAGGAGAUCACACAACACUUUUCUGUAUGCCAUGUUGAUGCACCAGGACAACAAGAAGGAGCUCCUCCUUUCCCGUCUGGAUACCAGUACCCCACCAUUGAUGAACUUGCUGAAAUGCUCCCAGCUGUUCUUACACAUUUGAGCCUGAAAAACAUAAUAGGUAUCGGAGUUGGAGCUGGGGCUUAUAUCCUCAGCAGAUUUGCUUUGAAUCACCCUGACUUGGUUGAAGGCCUUGUGCUUAUUAAUGUUGACCCAUGUGCAAAAGGCUGGAUUGACUGGGCAGCAUCAAAGUUUUCUGGAUGGACAACCAACCUUGUAGAUAUUGUUCUGGCUCACCAUUUUGGUCAUGAAGAACUACAAGCUAAUCUGGAGCUGAUCCAAACAUACAGACAUCAUAUUGCACAGGACAUCAAUCAAGAAAAUCUUCAUCUCUUCGUCACCUCUUAUAACAGCCGCAGAGAUCUAGACAUUGAGAGACCAGUCCUGGGCACAAAUACAGAGGCCGGAAAAACACUCAAGUGCCCUGUCUUAUUGGUGGUUGGGGACAGCUCACCUGCAGUUGAAGCUGUGGUUGAAUGCAAUUCAAGACUGGAUCCAAUGAAUACAACACUCCUGAAGAUGGCCGACUGUGGAGGCCUGCCACAGGUGGUCCAGCCUGGGAAAUUGACUGAAGCAUUCAAGUACUUUGUCCAAGGGAUGGGCUAUAUCCCUUAUGUGCAACUCAGUCACCUGAACACUGAGUCAGUGCCCUCUGCUAGCAUGACCAGGCUGAUCCGUUCCCGGACCCAUUCAUCUUCAAGUGUAGGUUCCGGGGAAAGCAGCCAAACACGGUCUCAGAGCAGCAACCCAGGAGAAGCAAAACAUGGAAUACCUGAGGCCGCCGAUGUCCGUGGAACUCCUCAGACCAUGGAAGUAUCCUGCUAAGCAACCCUGUACAUUCAGACAGUCCCUUUUCUCCUUUGCUGAACCCACCUAGAAAUCAUUAUUUGACCAGACAAGUGGCAUUAGUAGGUCUUUUUCUCCUCACUUGUGCCUGCCUGGUCCUACCUUCUGUCUUUCUGCCUCUCUGUCACUGGCAUUCCUUUUGGUUCUUCUGUAUGGGCUUACAUAAGCACAGGCUGCAUACAGACAUUCUUGAUGAGGAGUUGGAGUGGUUUUGCUGCAGGGUGAGCUCUGCUUUCUUCCCUUCCCCGCCCACCUUUGCUCUUAUACUGACACAUGUACAGACUCUGGACCAGGCUGUGUUGCUUUUAUUCCUCUCCCACUGCAUUCUUUUCGCCUUCAUGUUUUUCAGCUUGAAACAUUUUCAGUUCCUUAGAAAGCUUUCGCCCUGCUUUUCUGUUUGUAUAUUACUCUUUGAAACAUGUUCUUUAAAAGACACAAGGGUUCCAGACUGAUCAUUAAGGCCUACCUAAACAGUGCUGUACAGAGCCCUGCUCUGAAAAUGGAAAGGAAGGUACCUUCAUGAAUGGCAGAAGGGCUGGCUAAACAAUGCUGCGCAAAUCCAGGUUUGCAUCACAUUAGAAAAGCAAGUUAUCUCCCUCUUAGCACCACACAUGGGAGAAAAUAAUACUUGCAUUGCAAAUUCCACUUUGGGCUCAUCACUAUACUGUAAUCAUGUAACUCUCUACAAAUCUAUUAACUGCUAACAUUCCAUUGGUGCUGGUGGAGAAAGUUACUGUAUAUGAAGGUAUCCCAUCCCUUGCCUGGCUUUCUGUGCUAUAAAACCUUAUGACUAUGCUGGAUCUUCCUUGUCUUUUAAAAUUUUCCGAAUCACAAUUUCAGUGACUCGUGCAAUUAAAACUGCUUUCUAGUUGUUAAGGUUUGUUAGAGCUGCUGGCUGCAGUCUUUUACUGCAUCUUGGGAAGGAAAGGUGAAGUAAAGAGAAGUCAGAAAUUUCAAAA